AUGUAUCGAAAACAAAACAUAGAUGGGCCGGUCAUGAGAAGAAUCGACGAUAGAUGGACUAAAAGAACGCUAGAGUGGAUCCCAUGGGACGCUAAACGCCCCCGAGGGAGACCGCGAACGAGAUGGGGUGACGUGUUCGCUGCACGGAUGGACCAGCUGAGAGCUCAGCUGGAUACGGCUCAAAGACCUCGUCAACGUCACUCACGAAGCUUGAGAACAUCUUGGAUGACAAUGGCGAGGGAACGAAACGAAUGGAAGAGAUGCUGGGGCCCGCACGUCCAGUGA
Molecule: messenger RNA, 285 nt
Organism: Necator americanus (New World hookworm)
Lineage: Eukaryota; Metazoa; Nematoda; Chromadorea; Rhabditida; Ancylostomatidae
Exons: 1
Coding region: 1-285 (94 amino acids)
Source: RefSeq, a predicted model, not a curated record